Zootoca vivipara (common lizard) is the source of this 4929-nucleotide messenger RNA. It is a transcript of the gene KIF7, whose product is annotated as kinesin family member 7. The record is from RefSeq and is a predicted model, not a curated record. NCBI's taxonomy places the organism in Eukaryota, Metazoa, Chordata, Lepidosauria, Squamata, Lacertidae. Gene Ontology annotation, molecular function: microtubule motor activity; microtubule binding; ATP binding. Gene Ontology annotation, cellular component: microtubule associated complex. Gene Ontology annotation, biological process: spindle elongation; microtubule-based movement; mitotic spindle organization.
AAGUGCACAGCGCUUCUUCAGCGGCUUCCCUGGGAAGGGUGCCUCUGAGCAUGUGCAGGGAGUUCGCGGUGUCCCGCUUCCUCGGUCUUUGGUGUGUUUAUUUCCCUGCAGGGGGCAUGGAGCCGUUUGUCCCGCCGCGUCUCAGCAACCCCGCACCCAUGCAGGACCAUCCCUCCUUCUUAAUUUUCUCGACCCUCCCAUGCAUGCCAGGCAUAGAGAUGACACUCCUACAUAGUUUUCAGAUGUCCUGACUCUUCAUUCGCUACCAGCCAUGGGUUUGAAAGCCAAACUCCAGCCACCAACAGUGGAGGUUCCUGUCAGGGUGGCUGUACGGAUUCGACCUUUACUUCCCAAGGAACGACUGCAUGGGCACCAGACUUGCCUACAAGGUGACCCAGAGACUAAGGAAGUUACUCUUGGGCGCAACCGCCAUUUCCACUUUGACACAGUCUUCACCGAAUCCUCGGACCAGGAGUCUGUGUAUGCUGCUUGCGUACAGCCACUGGUGGAAGCUUUCUUUGAAGGUUUCAAUGUUACUGUGUUUGCCUAUGGCCAGACAGGCUCCGGGAAGACCUACACCAUUGGAGAAGCUAGUGUCUCUUCCAUCAAUGAGGAUGAGCAGGGCAUAAUCCCACGAGCCAUGGCUGAAGCCUUCAAGAUCAUGGAUGAGAAUGACUUGCUGGAUUACACGGUCCGCAUUUCUUAUCUAGAAGUGUAUAAAGAGGAGUUUCGGGACCUGCUGCAGGUGGAGACAGCUAGCAAGGACAUACAGAUCCGGGAAGAUGACAAGGGCAAUAUUGUGCUGCAUGGGGUGAAGGAGACCGAAGUUGAAGGCUUGGAUGAGGUCCUGAGCUUACUGGAAAUGGGCAACAUGGCCAAGCACACUGGGGCCACCCACAUCAACAGAAAGUCAAGCCGCUCGCACUCCAUCUUCACCGUGACCAUGGAGCAGCGCCGCAGUGCCGGGCGUCUUACUCGCCUCACCCUUCAAGAGAAGGUCUUGGUUCCAGCCUCUGGCCAGGUUCUUUCCUCUAAAUUUCACUUCGUGGAUCUGGCAGGCUCUGAGCGGGUGGUGAAGACGGGGAACACUGGGGAGAGGCUCAAGGAGAGCAUCCAGAUCAACAGCAGUCUUCUGGCUCUGGGCAACGUAAUCAGCGCAUUAGGAGACCCCCGCCGGAAAGGCAGUCACAUUCCUUACCGGGAUUCCAAAAUUACCAGGAUCCUGAAAGAUUCUCUUGGUGGGAAUGCCAAGACUGUGAUGAUUGCCUGCCUCAGCCCUUCCUCCUCUGACUUUGACGAAAGCUUGACCACACUGAAUUACGCCAACCGUGCGCAGAAUAUAAAGAACAGGGCAGUAGUGAACUGCUGCAAGGAGACGGAGCACAUGGAGCAGCUGCAGCUGCAGAUAAAGAGCCUGCAGAGGGCGCUAGAGCAGCGGCACCGCUCCGAGACACGCAUCAUCAACCGUUCCGAAGCUCCCAUCAAGCGGCAUUCGCAGGAUAAUGCCACCCGCUUGCAUGCAGAGUGUAGCCGGUACAGAACCUGUACGGACGCCGCAUACCAGCUCUUCAUGGAAUUGCAAGGGGAAGGCAAUCUGACUGUGGACCAGAUCCUGCGGGUGAAGGAUUGGUUGUGUGCUGUGGAGAGUGAGAGGAGCGAGCUGAGCUCAGCCUCUGGCUUAGACAGUGGCAUCGAGAGCACUUCAGUGGAAGAUCAAAACCACAAGGCGGCAAGUUCCAAGCUAACUAAGUCUCAGAAGCAAGAAGACCACAUGGAAGGAUCUGAAGCUGUGAGAGAAGAACACAUGACAAGGCUGGAGAGGCAAGUGGAACGUUUAGAGGAGGAGAAUCGGGAUUUUCUAGCCGCCCUUGAGGAUGCCAUGGAACAGUACAAGCUGCAGAGUGACAAGCUGCAGGAGCAACACGACAUCAUCUGCAAACUACAAACAUACCUGCAGACGGAGAUGCCCACACUUGGUGUUCCUGAAUUGCUGCAGAACGUCUUUUUGGUACAGCUUGACCAAAGGCCUCACACAGCUCCUGUGGAUGCUGCCCAGUCUCACCACCGGCUUAGGCUUGCCCGUGAUAAGCACAGCAAGCUGUGCCAAAGACUCCCUUGUGGCUUGACGAGCAGCUUAGAGGCUAACAAUACGAUACAAACACAGGAGAUUGACAGGACUUCAGAGCAGGCGGCGGAGCCAUCUGUGGAGAAGGGAGACCGUGAACAGAUAAGAUCCCUUUACCGACGCAGAAAUGGGAUCUACAGCUGCAGCCAGGAGGAGGUUUCGGACAAGAGGAGCAGCAGACAAGGGAAUAAGAGCAAUCCAGCACUGAUCCAGGAGGAGCCUCCAGAACCCUCUAGAGAGGACUGCAGGAGACCAGAGCUGAGCAGCCUUGGAGAAGGCUUUUCAGGGAAGGAUUCAGAGUGGCGGCUGCUUCAAGCCCACCAGAAGAUCCGUGAAUUGGCAAUCAACAUCCGCAUGAAGGAAGACCUGAUUGUGGAACUCCUCAAGACAGGGAAGCAUGCACAGACGAUGAACAAGCAGUAUUGUCAGAAAAUCCGCGACUUGGAGCAGGAGGCAGAGCUGGUGCGAGUGGAAUUAAACGACGGCCAGAGGCAGCUUCGGGAGCUGGAGGGCAAGGAGCCCCGAAACCCCGCAGAGAAACGGAAGCUCCAAGAAUACCGUUCCAAAGUGGCAGCAGCUCAGAGCAAGGCAAAGAUCCUGCAAGAGAAGAAGCAAGUGACGGAGAAGCUGGCCUCUCUCUCCGCUCAGAACGAGAAGCGCUUGCAGGAGCUGGAGCGGAACGUGCAGCUGAUGCGGCAGCAACAGGGGCAGCUGCAGAGGCGGCUGCGGGAGGAGGUGGACCAGAAGCGGCGCCUGGAGACAGAGAUGCACAAAGGGCAGCACCGUGUCAAGGAGCUGGAGCUGCAGCAUGAGCAGCACCAGAAGAUCUUGCGCAUCAAGACCGAGGAGAUAGCAGCAUUCCAAAGGAAGCGCAGGAGUGGCAGCAACGACUCCAUGAUCAGUUUAGAACAGCAGCAGAAAAUUGAAGAGCAGAAGAAGUGGCUGGACCUCGAGAUGGAAAAAGUCCUUGAGCAACGCCGUGCCUUGGAUGAGCUGGAAGACGAGCUGACCAAACGGGAAGCCAUAGUGGCCAAAAAGGAAGCUCUCCUUCAGGAGAAGAAUGGCCUUGAAAACAAGAGACUCCGCUCUAGCCAGGCCCUGAAUGAUGACAUCAUGCGGGUGUCCAGCCGCCUGGAGUACCUGGAAAAGGAACUGACACAGAAGAAUGGGCAGCUUUGCCACAGCAGCACGCAUGAUCAACAACAGAUCCGGCAAGAAAUUAACAACUUGCGGCAAGAGAAGGACCAGUUGCUCAAACAAAGGUUGGAGAUAGACAACAAGCUACGCCAGGGCACCUUGCUGUCCCCAGAGGAGGAACGGAUCCUUUUCCAGCUAGAUGAAGCCAUUGAGGCUCUAGAUGCUGCCAUUGAAUACAAAAACGAGUCAAUCACUUGCCGGCAACGUGUUCUGAGGUCCUCAGCCAGUCUCCUAUCCCAAUGCGAGAUGAACCUGAUGGCCAAACUCAGCUACCUCUCAUCCUCCGAGACCCGGGCACUGCUUUGCAAGUAUUUUGAUAAGGUGGUGACUCUGCGAGAGGAUCAGCACAGACAACACAUUGCCUUUUCCGAACUGGAGAUGCAGCUGGAGGAGCAGCUGCAGCUGGUAUUUUGGCUGGAAGUAGCACUGGAGCGCCAGUGCUUGGAGAUGGACCGCCAGCUCACCUUGCAGCAGAAGGAGCAUGAGCAGAACAUUCAGCUUCUGCUCCAGCAGAGCCGGGAGCACAUGGAAGAAGGGCAGGCAAACAGCAGGCUUCAAUACCAAGGAAGGAUCCAGGCAUUGGAAAAAGAAUUGGCGCAUUACAAGUGGGCCAACCACGAGCUGACUCAGAAGCUGAGCGUGAGCGAUUUGGAGGGACAAGGGAAAGGUGUGGAAAGAAUCACUUGUGCAGCUGAGGACAGACCUGGUUCGAUUAGAAAACAUGGUGACUUUAGUGCAAGUAGCAUGUUGGAUCCCAUGCAGAUAGAGCUCUCUGAAAGAACCCACAGAAGCGGGGAUGAACCCCGGGACCUGGUGCAUGCAGCCUUGCCAUCCACCUGGAGGCGGUCUUCAUUAUCCAGUGCCAACACCUUAGUACCGGAAGACUUUUGCCAGAAAGAGACAGACUUAUUAUCCAGAGGUGGCCAGAUCAAGGAAGCAUCUCUGCCACUGAGCGUAGCUCCUCUGCUGAAGUCUCACAUGGAGCUGUACAGGACUGGGCUGUCAUAUCCAGAAAUCAUUGAUGUCAGGAAAAACCCAUUCUAGGUCCCAGCUUCUACCUGCUACUCUUGCUCAAAGCUUGAGGGGUAUUGCCUACACUGCAGAACAUCUAAGGUGUAUUGUUACAAGUCGCUACAAGUAGUAAUUGAUGGCUAUGCUUAAGGUUCAAAUUAGCCUUCUGUCAUACACUAGAGGGUUUUUUUGGAGGGCAGAAAAGCAGUAUGUCAGACUUUUUCCUCUACAACAGUGACCUUUGUAUUUAGCUGCAGUACCUCCCAGAGGGAAGACCACUACCUCUGGCAAAAGACCUGUCUCUGGAGAGAUAGUAAAGUCAGAAAUAUUUGCUGCUGUAGGCCUAGAGAUAUGUAAAUAGUUUAACUAGCCUUUUAUACUGUAGUUUCUAAUAAACUAGAGUAACUUUUAUAAGGGCUUGAAAUACAUUGUUUCCUUCCUGUUCCCAACUUAACCAAAAAUAUUACUAUUUAUACUCUUCCUAGCAGUAUUCAAGUACCAUACAGCUUUGUAGGGUAGACUGAUGCUAAUUAUUUCCAGUUAAUUUAUGAGCUUUAAAACCUAACAAUAAAUAUUAGUUUCCUUCGUUUCAUGGC